Siniperca chuatsi (mandarin fish) is the source of this 3302-nucleotide messenger RNA. It is a transcript of the gene mlx, whose product is annotated as MAX dimerization protein MLX. NCBI's taxonomy places the organism in Eukaryota, Metazoa, Chordata, Actinopteri, Centrarchiformes, Sinipercidae. Gene Ontology annotation, molecular function: DNA-binding transcription factor activity, RNA polymerase II-specific; RNA polymerase II cis-regulatory region sequence-specific DNA binding; protein dimerization activity. Gene Ontology annotation, biological process: regulation of transcription by RNA polymerase II. Gene Ontology annotation, cellular component: nucleus. The record is from RefSeq and is a predicted model, not a curated record. The transcript has 8 exons. The coding region runs from base 383 to 1120 and encodes 245 amino acids.
UAUGAUCUUCAUCAUCAGAACAUACUGUAUAGCUUCAUAUAACAUUCAAGAUGUUUUAAAUGAGUGCAGUGGACAAGGACCCUGUAACAAAAAAUGGUUAAAUUUAUACUAAAUAAUAAUUUAUACUAGCAGUUGUUUCGUGACGAAGAGUUUGUUCCACUGGGGAAAUGACGUUAGCCGUGGACGCAAGUCAUUAAUUCAAGGGUACACGAAUUAUCAAGCUUUUACCCCUGAUAAAACUGGUGUGCGAGAAGUCUUUAUUAUUUUUCAUUUGGAUAUUUGAAAGAAGAAUUCAGUUUUCCGCAACUUUUUGAAGAACAAAGCGGGGAUUUACGAGACGUUCGCGAAGGCAGCAGGGUUAUUAGUUAUUUCGUAUUACAAAAUGACGGAUCCGACAACGUCGCCAGAGGACCACUGGAAAACAGACGGUGCUUUCAGUGACAGUGGCUUUGACCCUAGUUUCUUUGCUGAAACUGCCAGAAAGGGUACAGUUGUGUCCAGGGCCAACAGCAUUGGCUCAACAAGUGCCUCUUCAGUCCCAAAUACAGAUGAUGAAGACAGUGACUACAGACAUGAGACGUCAUAUAAGGACUCGUAUAAAGAUCGACGGAGACAAGCGCACACACAGGCUGAGCAGAAGCGUAGGGAUGCUAUCAAGAAAGGCUACGAUGACCUCCAGUCCAUAGUACCAACCUGCCAGCAGCAGUCUGAGUUUGCAGUGGGAGCACAGAAAAUCAGCAAAGCUACUGUGCUGCAGAAAACAAUUGACUACAUCCAUUUUCUUCAUAAAGAAAAGAAGAAGCAAGAGGAGGAAGUUUCUGUACUACGGAAAGAAGUGAUGGCGCUGAAGAUCAUGAAAACGAACUAUGAGCACAUAGUGAAGGCCCACCAGAACAACCCACAGCAGGGAGAGGAUCAGGUGUCUGACCAGGUCAAGUUCAACAUCUUUCAGAGCAUCAUGGACUCCCUGUUCCAGUCUUUCAGCAAUUCUGUUUCAGUGAGCAGCUUCCAAGAACUCUCCGCCUGCGUUUUCAGCUGGAUUGAGGAGCACUGCAAGCCACAGACGCUGAGGGAGUUUGUCAUUGGGGUGCUCCGGCAGCUCAGUGGUCAGCUUUAUUGAUCGAGCAAAAGCUCUGGACUGAACUCCUAGAAAUUGACUUUGGGCUUGCUCUGGCCUCUCAGGGUGGAGUGAAAGCUCCAAUCAGGCUCAGGCCAUACCACAGUAUUUACACUAACUUCAGCUCAUCAGUGACUCCCUGGCUGCAAUUGGAUUAUGUCAACCCAUAUUAUGGGCAGAGAUGAAAAGUUUCAUUGGAUUGAGCAGUUACAUGUUUAAGAAGGAUCUUUCUGAUUUUAAGUGUACAUCCAUACAGAUAGCUGAGUAUAUUUCAGCCUCUGCUGACUUCACAUUUCUUACUCUUGUUAUGCUAAGAAAUGCAGGGGGAAAACAAGCGCUCAUAAGUAAAAAUAAGAGUUUUCAAAUGAAUGUGUAUGUUAAAUACAUCAGGUAGACGAGAGAGUGUAGAAAACCAAUACGACUCUUACAUAUUGAAUUUAUUGAUCUUAUUGCUUCAGCAACAAUCAACCUAACUGACAGAGAUAGAGAGAAGGGUGAUGAAAAACAUGAUGAAAAACUCAUGAGCCCACACCUUCCCCUCCGUUACGUCAAGCAUAACUCUGCAGCCUAAUGCUGAUCCAAAGGGCUCUUCUCAGCUUAAGCGCACAAACAUUGUUAGUCAGCCAUACCAUUCCUGAACUGUUGCAGAUAAUGGAAAAUACUCUACAACUAUAUUACUGCAGGCUGUCAUUUCUCCUAACAAUCAUGCUUCAGGAUUUUAUCACUGAGGUUUGAUUAAAACCGACUUUUCUACCUUUUAGUGUGAUACAAUGUGACGUUUUAAUUAAUACAGCUGUCACAGUUCGCUGAAAUCUCAUGGGUGACAGGUGUUAUAAGCUAUAAGAUUUAUGAAUCAUUGUUUAUAUAUAUUGACAAACUAUAAUUGAGCUACACGGCACAUUGUCUUAAAUGUUAAAUACAGGCAGUUAUUCAGUUGCAGUUAUACAUGUUGUGUUUAUUUGGGAAACAAUGUUAAAUACAAAGUGUUGAUUUAAUGAACCUUUCAGAUUGCAGUUUACUCUACAAUAAGCAUUUUUUUUAAUUAAAUGACUUAAAUUUUAGUGGUUUCAAUGUCAGUAUGACAAAUUCUGUUUACUUUGGCUGUCAGUGGAUUUUAUGAUCUAUAACAGUUCAUUCAAAACAGUCAGCAAUAGUCAGCAGCACUUGGAAAAUGUUCUGAUUGUUCAGGACUGCUCCUUCUUGAAAACCAUCACUGAACCCUCCACCAGUCACAGGUUCCCACGGCUGCUGUACUGAAUUAAAGUCUUUUAUACUUUGAUUUUUAAGCAUGAUAUAAAGCUAAUUUUCAUGAUGACUGACAGUUUUGUUUCUAGUAUAUGCGUAAGUAAAAUCUGUCAUACACAUGGCUAAUCUGUUUGCUAAGAAAAGAGUGGCUUUACUAUUGUUACUUUGAUCACAGGGAAAUAUUGAUGUUUGACCCCUUCUUGUUGCUUCAUGUAUUUUCUUUUGACAGUUUUUCUACUGUAUAUCACAAUCCAAAGAGUGACAUCAACAUAUGUAAAGAAAUAUACUGAAUGUUCAUCCUGUUUAAUUUGCCCCAAGUAAAAUGGAAAUUAAGUGUGUAAGACAACAGCAGGACAAAUCAUAUAGCUGGGUAGGGGUCCCCAUCUCUGCAGCUAAUGAACCUGUAAAAUCUCUUUAAUGUCUCAAGAUGGUUGAGAAAGACGAAUUUGGUUAUUUUCAGCAACAAACGUUACUUUCAUGAACAUUUAAUAACUUGGCAGCAAUACUGAGUGAAAAAAACGGUACAAAGGAUGAUUAAAAAAGGAAAGGGAAAAAUGGCACAACCCCCCCCUAUAAUACCUGAAGGUCAUGAAUAAUCGCCCAUGCUUACAUACGCCCAUACACAUUGUGGUUCUUUUGUGUACAGUUUUCAAAGAAAAUGGCAGCAAGGUGGACUUGAACAUGUAACAAGAACAACAAAGAAAGUACAGCUCUCCAAGCUAUAAUGAAUAAUCUGUUGACAUUUCCAUUAUAGGCCCAGGAUUGGUUUUAUGGCUUUAAAAAGGGAAAAAAUAAAUCAAUGUUUCCUAUGAGGUGACAAACAUCCCUUAGUGCUGUCUAAUGAUGUGAUGUAGUGUAUUGUGUUUUUGUAUAAAUAUACUUUCAAUUACAAAUGUUUUUUCCAUUCAACUUUUAUUAAAGAUGUGUUAUUUGUUCAAAA